AUGGUGCUUGACCACUUGGUGAUGCUUGCUGUGCUCACUAGAGAGGACGUGGAAGAUAAUUUUCCUGAUGCGACGAUGAAACGUCGUCAAAUCGACCUUGAAUUUCAGAAGGUCGAGGUGGAAAAGUUAAGAGCGGAAAACGAGCGUAUGCGCCUUGUGCAACGCUCAGAGCAUGAUUCGUGCGACUCGCGGUUUCAGCUGAAAGAAGCCGUGCGAUUUGUUCCUAGAUUCAGUGAGCAGGAACCAGAGUAUUUUUUCGCUCACUUUGAGCGUAUUGCUCAGUUGCAUGUGUGGCCCCAGGAUAAAUGGGUUUUGCUGAUUGACAGCGCUUUUACAGGUCGAGCCCAGGAGGUAUUUUCGGCACUUGAUCUUACACAAUCCCAAAACUAUAAUAUUGUAAAGCAGGCAAUUUUAAGUGUGUAUAAAAAAGUGCCAGAAGCAUAUAGACAAGAGUUUCGUAACAGCCGCAAAGUUGCUGGCCAAACAUAUGUAGAGUUUAUAAGACGCAAAGAAAUGUUGUGCCGUAAAUGGGUUGAAAGUCAACUUUCAUCCCGCGAAUAUGAACAAUUAAUAGAGUUGUUCAUACUCGAAGAGGUAAAAAAUUGUAUGCCAUUAAGAGUCCGUAGCCAUAUAGAAGAGAGAGGAUUAACUACUCUGUCAGAAGUUGGUAUGGCUGCUGAUAACUUUUCCCUGACUAAUCCUCAAAUUAAUUACAGAUCACGAGAGUCGAUACCCCAUCCUAACCCUUCCAGACAUGCUCCUCCAGGGACUGUGAAAUCAGAGCGUGGGGUGACUGAGACAUCUUGUGCCCGUGGUCCCUCUUUCCCUAUAAACUUCGGUAAACCUGAUGACAGAUCUAAUGGUAAAACCGAAAAAAUACUUUUCUGUCGUUAUUGCAAGAAGGUAGGCCACUCGAUUUCUGACUGCAUUAAAUUAAUUCGUAAGCGUUCAGACGAUGCUAAACCUGUAAUGCAUAUUAGCAUGAACAAUGAAUCCAUAGCAAUCCCUAAAGAUUUUCACGAUAACUCUGAUGAAACUAAUACCAUUAAUCAACCUAAGCAGAAGAUUCAUGAAGUAAGUCCUUCAUUCCUUCCAUUCCGUUCCACAGGUUUCAUUGGUAUGGUCGGAGCAGAGGAGCCUUUUCGCCCUGUCAGUAUCUUGCGGGAUUCGGGUGCAGAACUUUCACUGAUUUGUAAGCAUGAAGUCCCUAGUUCAGUGUGUUAUACCGGUGAGAAAGUUCUGGUGGAUGGCUUUACGGGGAUAGCUGGUUUGCCUAUCUGUAUUGUAUAUCUCAGGUCAGAUCUAGUGAACGGUCCAGUAAGACUGGGGGUAGUAGAUUAUAUUCCUGCUAAGGGUAUAUCUGUAAUAAUUGGUAAUGAUCUCGCAGGUGGUAGAAUGUGGCCCUGCCCAGUAGUCACAUCCUGUCCCCUGAACGAGAAUAAUACCGAAGAAUUGGAACUAAAGUACCCACAGCUCUUCCCUGCGUGCGCGAUCACACGUAGCAUGAGUAAAAUAGCCACAAACUCAAAAGCUGCAGAAUCUCCUGUUAUUGAAAAUGACGUUUUAGGAGACUUCACUCUGAAGGAUUUCUUUAAGGAUGCUGAUAAGAUAGUGAUACCUGCUAAUUCCGAGGGGAUCAUUCCUUUGAAAGGUAAACCAGUUACUAGGGAUGAACUUAUAGCAGAACAAAAUAAUGAUCCAGAUUUGGCCAAAUUUUAUGGAGAUAUAGUGGAUGAAAAUGAGAUCGAUAAUUUUGGAAAUUGUUUCUAUCUAAAAUCUGGAGUCUUAAUGCGUAAAUUCAGGAAUGUAAAUGUUCCUUCAGAUGAAAUUUGGAACAAUGUCCAUCAGAUAGUUGUUCCAAAAUCACUACGUUCUGAAAUACUUUAUUUUGCUCAUGAUUUAUGUGGUCAUUUGGGUGUAACUAAGACAUAUUUCAAAGUUCUAGCUCAUUUCUAUUGGCCCAAACUUAAAAAGGAUGUUGGUAAACACUGCCAGACAUGUCACAUUUGCCAAGUUAAGGGGAAGCCAGGUACCUCUGUGAAGCCAUAUCCCUUACACCCAAUUCCUGCAGUAGUUGAACCUUUCAGUCAAAUAGUAAUUGACUGUGUUGGCCCUCUACCGAAAACAAAGCGUGGUAAUCAGUUUCUUCUCACUAUCGUUGAUAGGGCUACUCGUUACCCUGAAGCAGUGCCUCUCAGACGAAUAACAAGUAAAAAUGUAAUCAGAGCACUAGUAAAGUUCUUUACUCGAGUGGGUCUACCUUCUUCAAUUCAGUCAGAUCAGGGUUCGAAUUUUACCUCAGUUCUGUUUCAACAGGUAAUGCAUUCCUUGGGUAUCAGACAGUACAAGUCGACCGCCUUUCAUCCAGAGUCACAGGGGAUAGUGGAGCGAUUCCACUACACCUUGAAGACAAUGAUAAAGUCCUUUUGUCUCGAAGCAGGGUCGGAAUGGGAUGAAGUUAUUGAUUUAUUACUUUUUUCUGUCAGGGAAAGCGUUCAGGAGAGCUUAGGGUUUUCACCUUUUCAGCUCAUUUACGGCCAUGAGGUCCGAGGACCCCUGAAAGUGUUAAAAGAGUGUUGGCUCAAUGAAGAGGUAGUAGUACCUGUAUCUGUGUAUGUGGAAAAUCUCAAGUGUAAACUUAAAACUGCUAUAUCUAUUGCACAUAAACAUUUGGGUAAUGUGCAGAGUAGGAUGAAAAACCUAUUUGACAAGGCUAAAAAGGCUGAGGUCAGAACAUUUAAGGAGGGAGAAUUAGUUUUGGCUUUACUCCCCAUUCACAAGCAGCCUCUUUGCUCGAAAUACCAUGGUCCAUUUCGUGUAUUAAAACGUACUAGUGAGGUAAACUAUGUCAUUGAAACUCCUGAAAGGCGAAAGAAAAGGCGUCUAGUGCAUGUUAAUCUCUUAAAAAAAUACUAUUCUCGUGAAGAUAGUGGAUAUGAUGUAGAGAAAACAAAGGUCAUCGCACUCAUAGUAUCUAACACUUGUGAUGUCAAUGAAGGAAAUAGUGACAAAGAAUGUGUAGUUUCUAUAGUGGAGCCUAACCUCUCAAACUCUAUAAUUCUAGAUAAUCCUGAGCAUAAACUAGUUCACCUAACAGCAGCUGAAGCAGCCAGCAUCACCUCCCUUCUCCAGGAAUAUCGUGAUCUCUUCAGUGACACUCCCCGUCUGUGUACAAUCUUGGAGCAUGACAUAGAGACAACAAGCGCACAGCCCAUUCGACAAGCACCGUAUCGUCUCGGUGGUGACAAGAAAAAGUUCCUUUCGUCUGAAGUUCGACGCCUCCAAGACCAGGGUCUGAUUCGUCCAAGUUUAAGUCCAUGGGCAUCUCCAGUUGUUCUAGUUCCGAAAGCAGGACUUUAUGAAUUCACCGUCCUCCCAUUUGGAAUGCGAAACGCCCCUGCAACCUUCCAGCGGCUGAUGAACUUCCUAACUGCUGAUUUGGAGGGUGUAAGAUGUUACCUUGACGACCUGGUGGUCUGGAGCUCAUCUUGGGAAGAUCACUUGAUUCGACUUCGUGCCUUGUUCUCCACUCUCGAUGAAGCUAACCUCACUGUUAACCUCAUGAAGAGUGAGUUUGGCCACGCUCAUGUCGUCUUCCUGGGCCAUGUGGUGGGCCAGGGCCAAUUAGCCCCUGUUGCAGCGAAGAUUGAGGCUGUUCAGCAAUAUCCAACUCCCUCUACACGCAAAAGUCUAAUGCGGUUUAUCGGCCUGGCUGGGUACUACAGAAGAUUCUGCAAGAAUUUUGCCCAGGUUUCUACUCCCCUUACGGACUUGCUCAGUACUAAGAGGACAUUCACGUGGUCGCCGAAAUGUCAAAUAGCAUUUGAAAACUUGAAAAACAUGCUGACAAAUGCUCCAGUGUGCAAGCCCCUGACAUGA
Messenger RNA from Penaeus monodon (black tiger shrimp), 3879 nucleotides. RefSeq lists its product as uncharacterized. Bases 1 to 3879 code for a protein of 1292 amino acids. Gene Ontology annotation, biological process: DNA integration. Gene Ontology annotation, molecular function: nucleic acid binding. The transcript is spliced from 2 exons. NCBI's taxonomy places the organism in Eukaryota, Metazoa, Arthropoda, Malacostraca, Decapoda, Penaeidae. The record is from RefSeq and is a predicted model, not a curated record.